CUUUGCGGGGUAAAAGAGAUUUCAGUUCCACUUCACCCACCGCUUCUAAGGUUUGUCUCAAAAUGGCUCUUUUUAGUAAAGUUGGUAAUCUGCUAAAACAAUCGGGAAACAAGAAUGUUAGUAUGGGAUUGUCUUCUACAAAUUCGCUACUUUUUCAGACAAUCAGGAGCAUGUCGUCUGCUAAGCUCUUUGUUGGAGGACUUUCGUAUGGAACCGAUGAAAUGGGAUUAAGAGAAGCUUUUCAGCAAUAUGGCGAAGUGAUAGAGGCCAAGGUUAUCACCGAUCGUGAUUCUGGUAGGUCUCGAGGUUUUGGCUUUGUUAGUUAUACGUCAACCGAUUCAGCCAGCUCUGCUCUGCAGGACAUGGAUGGCAAGGAACUCCAUGGUCGAAGGAUUAGAGUGAACUUCGCAGAAGAGAAGCCUCGUCCAUCUUUUCGCGGUAGUGGUGGAUAUGGGGGCGUUGGUGGUGGUGGUGGUGGAUAUAGAGGAGCUGCUGGUGGUUAUGGUGGAGGCUAUGCAGGAGGUGCUGGUGCUUAUGGUGGUGCUGGUGCAGAGGAUCUCUUUAGCGGCGGUUUAGGUAGUGCAACUGGGGCAUCAACCGGUGGCAAUGGAGAUGAUGAUGGUGGCAGUUUCAACCAAGAUUUAGAAGGAAAAUAUGGUGAGGAUGACUUUGAAGAGGAUGAUUAUGCCAACACUUCGAAAAAGUGAGAAUGGAGGUACAUAACUAUUGGACUAUGGCAAGCCUAUGCUGAAUAAACUGGUCUUUGUCAAUAUGUCGUGGUUUUUACAAUAUUGUAGAUGAACAACUGUCAAAUAACGUCGGGUUCCUUUCUGACGUGAGUGUCAACCUGCCAUUUAAAUUUUGUUUUCUUGGUCGUUUCUUACAUUAGUAGUUAGUUUUGGUAUGAAAGUAGAGUUGCCCGCUUUUGUGA
Molecule: messenger RNA, 931 nt
Organism: Erigeron canadensis
Lineage: Eukaryota; Viridiplantae; Streptophyta; Magnoliopsida; Asterales; Asteraceae
Product: glycine-rich RNA-binding protein 4, mitochondrial-like
Exons: 5
Coding region: 63-707 (214 amino acids)
Molecular function (GO): RNA binding
Source: RefSeq, a predicted model, not a curated record